AGAAGUGGGUUGGGUUAUGACAGGAGGGGAGGCUGUCGGGAAACAGGACCACUAUUAAAGGCAGCGUGACACAGACACAGAGUACCGUUCAGUGACUCCGUUGAGGAGAGAGAACCUUUACAAUGCCAGAGCCAGUCAAAAAACCAGUUUCAGCAUUUGCCAGGAAACCAAAGACUCAGGAGGCAGAGGAGGGUUCCUCCGUGGUCUUUGAAGCAGAGACUGAGAAACCCGAUGUUAAAGUAAAAUGGCAAUGCAACUCAAAGGACAUUACCAGUGGCGACAAAUGUUUGAUCGCUGCUGAUGGGAACAAGCAUUCCCUCACUAUAAAAGAUAUCACCAAGGAAGAUGCCAAUGUCUAUGCAGUGAUUGCUGGUGGGUCGAAGGUCAAGUUUGAGCUGAGGGUCGUAUCAAAGCUAGCUGAAGCUGAUGCCCCUGUUGAUGGACCUGGGGAAUCCAGUGAGAAGCCAGAGCCGGCCCCUGCAGCGGCACCCACGGAGGGAAACGGCACUGCUCCAGCACCUGACGCUCCUCCAGCUGAGGAGGCAAACCCUCCAGACACCAGACAGGACCUGACUGGGCUCUUCACCGAGAAACCACAAAGUGGAGAAGUCACCGUCGGUGAAAACAUCACAUUUGUGGCUAAAGUGAAUGCUGAAUCCCUGCUGAAAAAACCCACCAUUAAAUGGUUCAAAGGGAAGUGGAUGGACCUCGCCAGCAAGUCUGGAAAACACCUGCAGCUGAAGGAAACGUAUGACCGCAGCAUCAAGGUGUACACAUUCGAGAUGCAGGUGAUUGCUGCCAAGCCCAACUUUGCUGGAGGUUACAGAUGUGAGGUUGCAUCCAGGGACAAGUUUGACAGUUGCAAUUUUGACCUGGCUGUGCAUGACGCUCGAGCUCCUGAGGGACUGGAUAUAAGAGCAGCUUUCAGGCGCACUAGCGUAGAUGGACAUGAGGAUUCAGGCGAGCUGGACUUCAGCGCCCUGUUGAAGAAGAGAGAUACAGAAGAAUCAAUCACUUCUUUCGACCCCGACGUGGAUGUGUGGAAUAUUCUUAGCCGAGCUCCUGCUUCAGAGUAUGAAAAGAUUGCUUUCCAGUAUGGCAUUACGGACCUGAGAGGCAUGCUCAAGAGGCUGAAGCAGAUGAAGAAGGAAGAGAAGAAGAGUCAAGCUUUCCUCAAAAAGUUGGACCCUGCCUACCAAGUGUCAAAGGGACAAAAAAUGAAACUUGAAGUCGAAGUUGCCAACGAAGAUGUGGAAGUGAAGUGGCUGAAGAACGGACAAGAAAUUCAAAAAUCUGGAAGCAAGUACAUAUUCGAGAGUGUCGGCAACAUGCGCUACCUCACCAUCAACCACUGCUCCCUGGCGGAUGAUGCCACGUACACCUGUGUGGUGGGAGAUGAAAAAUGCACCACUGAGCUCUUUGUUAAAGAGCCUCCUGUGCUGAUCACAAAAAAUCUGGAGGAUCAGAUGGUCAUGAAGGGUGAGCGUGUGGAGUUAGAGUGCGAAGUCUCAGAGGAAGGAGCCAGUGUUAAAUGGGAGAAAGAUGGUGUGGAACUUACCAGAGACGAGUCUUUCAAAUAUCGCUUCAAGAAAGACGGCUGCAAGCAUGUGCUAAUCAUUAAUGAGGCCACCAAAGAGGACUGUGGCCACUACAAGGUCAAAACAAACGGCGGCGAGUCGAUGGCUGAGCUCCUGGUGCAGGAGAAAGAGCUGGAGAUCUACCAGAGCAUUGCAGACCUCACGGUGAAAGCAAAGGACCAGGCCGUUUUCAAGUGUGAGGUGUCAGAUGAGACCGUGAAGGGAACGUGGUUCAAGAAUGGCGUGGAGGUCAAGCCUAACGCCAGACUAAAUAUCACACAUAUUGGCAGGAUCCACAAACUGACCAUAGAUGAGGUCAAACCAGAGGAUGAGGGAGAUUACACGUUUGUGCCUGACGGGCACGCUUUCAACCUCUCUGCUAAACUCAACUUCUUGGAGGUGAAAAUAGAUUACGUGCCACGUCAAGAUCCUCCAAAGAUCCAUCUUGACUGUAUGGAACGCACCGCUGAGUCCACCAUCGUGGUGGUGGCUGGAAACAAACUCCGACUGGACGUCCCCAUCACUGGAGAUCCUGCUCCCACAGUGAUCUGGACCAAAGGAGAGAAGGUGAUGACAGAAGGGGACGGCAGGGUCCACGUCGAAACGACCAAGGGCCACUGUGUCUUCACCAUCGAAGGGGCUGAGAGGCAGGAUGAGGGGGUCUAUUCUGUUGUGGUGCGAAACCCUGCUGGAGAAGACACCGCUGAUAUCAAUGUGAAAGUUGUAGAUGUUCCAGAUCCUCCACAGGCCCCCAAAAUUCUCAGUGUGGGCGAGGAAUCCUGCGUUAUUCAGUGGGAGCCACCUAAGUUUGAUGGCGGACAGCCAAUUAUUGGAUAUGUGCUGGAGAGAAAGAAGCUGAAGAGCUACAGGUGGAUGAGAUUGAACUUCGACCCUGUCGCCCAAACCACCUAUGAGGCCAAGCGCAUGAUUGAAGGUGUGAGCUACGAAAUGCGAGUCUACGCCGUCAACGGCAUCGGCAUGUCCCGUCCCAGUCCUGCCUCGCAGCCAUUUGUGCCAGUCGCCCCGACAAGUGAACCCCUCGCACUAGGUGUCGAUGACAUCAGCGACACAACCAUCACGCUGAAAUGGCGGGCUCCUGAGAGGAUCGGCGCAUCGACACUCGAGGGUUACGGGAUCGAGUACUGCAAGGAAGGAACUGAAGAAUGGAUCCCAGCAAUGGAGGGUCUGACGGACAGGACAUCGGCAGUCAUCAAAGACCUCACCACCGGAGACAGACUGCAGUUCCGGGUGCGAGCAUACAACAUGGCGGGACCCAGCGCUCCUGCCACUCUGGCUCAGCCCGUAACCAUCAGAGAGAUUAUGCAACGCCCUAAAAUUUGGCUCCCAAGAAAUCUCCGCCAGACUCUGGUGAAGAAGGUUGGAGACACUGUCAACAUAGUGAUCCCAUUCCAGGGCAAGCCCCGGCCAAAGGCUAUUUGGAGCAAAGACGGGGAACCUUUGAAUCCCUCAUUUGCUAAUGUGAGGAACAGCGAAGUAGACACAAUCCUCUUCAUCCGCAAGACGGACAGAACUCACUCGGGGCAGUAUGAUCUCAAAGUGCAGAUUGAGAACGUGGAAGAUGAAGCGAAAGUCACCCUGCAGAUCGUUGAUCUCCCAGGGCCCCCGAUGGCUCUGAAGAUUGUGGAUACAUGGGGCUUCAAUGUGGCGUUGGAAUGGAAGCCACCUAAGGACGACGGCAACUGCGAGAUCCAGGGUUACACCAUUCAGAAAGCUGACAAAAAGACCAUGGAGUGGUAUACAGUCUACGAGCACUACAGGCGAACACACUGUGUCGUGUCCGACCUCAUCAUGGGGAAUGAGUACGUCUUCCGGGUGUAUUCCAUCAACCUGGUGGGCCUCAGCCUGGAUCCCUGCGCCACAAAGGACAGUGUGUACAUCCAGAAAACAGGCAUCAUAUACAAGCCACCGAACUACAAGGACCAUGACUUCUCAGAGGCCCCCAAGUUCACUCAUCCUUUGGUGAACCGUUCCAUCAUUGCGGGAUACAGCGCCACCCUCAGCUGCGCAGUGAGAGGAAUACCAAAGCCCAAAGUGACCUGGUACAAAAACAAAAUGGACAUCUCAAAUGAAGCCAAGUACCGGAUGCUCAGUAAGCAAGGUGUCCUGACGCUGGAGAUCCGUAAGCCGUGCCCGUUCGACGGGGGCGUGUACAUGUGCAAGGCCAGCAACGCCAGUGGGGAGGACGUAGUGGAGUGUAAACUGGAGGUUCGCCCACAAGUCCCAAAGGAGGAAAAGAAAGACGCAAAGAAGUGAGCGUUUAUAGCUGUGACUGAAGAGCAGAUGGAUGAUUCUCCAACACGUCGACUGUUUUGUGCCAAUAGACUCUUCAUCUGCAUCAAAAAUAAAAAAAAAAGUGUUAAUCCA
Cololabis saira (Pacific saury) is the source of this 3962-nucleotide messenger RNA. RefSeq names its product myosin binding protein C3 (gene mybpc3). The transcript has 31 exons. Lineage: Eukaryota; Metazoa; Chordata; Actinopteri; Beloniformes; Belonidae. The record is from RefSeq and is a predicted model, not a curated record. Bases 123 to 3851 code for a protein of 1242 amino acids. Gene Ontology annotation, molecular function: protein binding.